GAGAUCGCGGAAGUAUCAAAUCCAGGCUGAUACACAAUUAUUUUCCUUAGAAUUCUUUUUGCUGUCACCUGUGUGCCAGAAGAAACGACUGGUUUUGCUUUUAAACUGAAAGCAUCUUGACCAAAAUCAGUAUUCUCUUUCAAACCAAGGAAUUUAGAUUUUAAUUUUUUUUUUUUAAGGCAAACAUUAUCUUUGGCUUUUCGGCUCUGAGAAGUAAGUUCAAGUGUCUGCUCUAUGCUAACAAGAGCAUCCCAUGGCCAAGAGAGUCGCAGUGAUUGGAGCUGGGGUGAGCGGCCUGUCUGCCAUCAAAUGCUGCUUGGACGAGGACCUGGAGCCCACCUGCUUUGAGAGAAGCGAUGACUUCGGGGGACUAUGGAAGUUUACUGUGCGUGCCUCACCUGUGCCCCUCUGCGUCAGUUGUAAUCUGGACAGUCGCUCUGUUUCUGCUCAGUCAGGAAUAUUCCAAGGAUGGGAUGACCAGGGUCUACAGAUCAUUAGUGACAAACAUCUGCAAGGAGAUGUCAUGUUAUAGUGACUUUCCAUUCCACGAGGAUUAUCCAAAUUUCAUGAAUCAUGGGAAAUUUUGGGACUAUCUCCGAGAAUUUGCCGAGCACUUCGAUCUCCUCAAAUACAUUCAGUUUAAGACUACUGUGUGCAGUGUAACACAGUGCCCUGACUUCUCUGAAAGUGGGCGGUGGGAUGUUGUCACAGAAACAGAAGGGAAGCAGUACAGAGCUGUUUUUGACGCUGUCCUCGUUUGCACUGGACAUUUCCUGAAUCCUCAUUUACCACUGGAGUCUUUCCCCGGAAUCCAUAAGUUUAAAGGGCAGAUCCUGCACAGCCAAGAGUACAGGACCCCAGAAGCCUUUCAGGGCAAACGUGUCUUGGUGAUUGGCCUCGGGAACACUGGAGGAGACAUCGCAGUGGAACUCAGUCGAAUAGCAGCUCAGGUAUUUCUUAGUACCAGGACUGGCACCUGGGUUAACAGCCGCUCUUCAGACGGGGGCUACCCUCGCAAUAUGAGGACAACAAGAUGCAAUAAUUUGUUUGCUCAAGUUGUACCUUCAUGUUUGCUAAGCUGGAUACAAGAGAGGCAGAUGAAUAAAAGAUUGAACCAUGAGAAUUAUGGAUUAAGUAUUACAAAAGGGAAAAAAAAGAAAGCCAUUACAAAUGAUGAGCUGCCAACCUGCAUUCUGUGUGGGACAAUCACUGUGAAAACCAGCGUGAAAGAGUUUACAGAGACCUCUGCUGUCUUUGAAGAUGGGACAAUGGAAGCAGACAUCGAUUCUGUCAUCUUUGCCACGGGAUAUACAUUUUCUUUUCCCUUUCUUGAAGAACCUCUCAAAAGUCUUUGCACAAAGAAGAUGUUCCUGUACAAGCGCGUGUUUCCCCCAAACCUGGAAAAAACAACCUUAGCGAUCAUUGGCCUGAUCGGUCUUACUGGGUCCAUCUUAGCAGCCACAGAGCUCCAAGCACGGUGGGCCACAAGAGUCUUCAAAGGGCUCUGUAAGAUACCUCCAUCCCAGAAACUGAUGGCCGAGGUGGUUCAAAAGGAGCUGCUCAUUAAAAGGGGUGUGAUUAAAGACACCAGUCAAGACAAACUCAACUACAUCUGCUACAUGGAUGAGCUGGCUGCAUGCAUUGGUGCAAAGCCCAACGUCCCACUUCUGUUCCUCAAGGACCCCAGACUGGCCUGGGAAGUUUUCUUCGGACCCUGUACCCCCUACCAGUACCGCCUAGUGGGCCCUGGGAAAUGGGAUGGAGCCAGAAAUGCCAUCCUGACCCAGUGGGACAGGACUAUGAAACCUUUAAAAACUCGAAUUGUUGCUGAUUCCUCUCAGCCUACCUCCAUGUCACAUUAUUUUAAAGUUUGGGGGGCACCUAUCCUAUUUGCCUCUCUUCUACUUAUCUGUAAAUCUUCACUUUUUAAAUUUGUGUGAGAUAUACUGUUUGAAUGUUCACUUUGUAUGCUUUGAUCCUGUGACCUGAAUCACCAUUUCAAACUGGUGAUAUCUUACUGUUUUUUUUUUUGUAGUUCUGUAUUACUUGUACCCUUACACUGUUUUGUUUUGUUUUGUUCUGUUUUUUUCUCUUUUUCCUUUUAAAUAAAAAAAAAAACUUGUGUGAGAUAAACUCUAAGACAGAAUUUUGCUGUACCACACAGUCUUUCAACUCUCAAAAUACAGAUGAUGAAUUCUCAGAUAA
Molecule: messenger RNA, 2205 nt
Organism: Cavia porcellus (domestic guinea pig)
Lineage: Eukaryota; Metazoa; Chordata; Mammalia; Rodentia; Caviidae
Gene: Fmo4
Product: flavin containing dimethylaniline monoxygenase 4
Exons: 9
Coding region: 357-1940 (527 amino acids)
Molecular function (GO): N,N-dimethylaniline monooxygenase activity; NADP binding; flavin adenine dinucleotide binding
Source: RefSeq, a predicted model, not a curated record